AUGGAACGCUGCUUCGAAGAGAUCUCCUCGGCGGUGCUGGACGCAGGCGAGCUCAUUUCGUACCGCACACUCGGUAUUCGAUCGGAAACUUCAAACUCUGUCAGUAUUGAUGCACUCGAUAAUUUUCUCGCUAACAACGACACCGUCAAGUCUUUGCAGCUGCUGAUCGAGCGCGUGGCCGUCGACAGUGAUGACAACCGUCUAAAACCGGCGGCAGCCAAGCAUGACCCAAGGUCUCGCAUCAUAUCAUUUGCGCUAGGUAAUCAGACAGACAGAAAUGGCUUAUUCUGCAAACAGACGUAUGCGCUCUACAACAAGUCAUAUUUUGCAGAAGAUGUCGCUGCUCAAGUGAGCGCCAUAGCCACAGUCUGCUAUGCUCAAGAGCGCCAGGUGCGCAACAAAGUGCUUAGUAGCUUAGUAAAGCAUGAACCGUUGUCUACAUCUGCCAAAGCGCUGUAUGCGAGCAGCAUUAAGUGUAAAGAGGCAACGACGCGUCAGUGCUUUGGGGAUCAAGGAGAAGAGACCAUCUCAGCCUUCGAUGGCAUAAAUGUGCCAGCAACAAACGGCAAGGUGUCGUCUUCUUCGUUCUUCAAGCGUAGUGAAAAGAUGGGAUCGGUUGAAAAGCGUGGCUCAGUGAGGAAGGGAGGGUCCAAGACAAGUAGCCAGCCCAAAGUGACGAAAUUGGAUAUGAGUAACCGCGUAACUAACAAGAGGAUAAUCAGUGAUGAUGAAGAUGACGAGGCUGAACUGCCGGCCGUCAAAGAAUCAAAUACUUCGUUGCCAAAGAGUCGCAACGUCAAGCGAAAACUAAAUGCUUCGCCAGUAGAGGCAAAGAAAGCACUACAAGAUGAGGAACCGGAUGAAGAUGUACGACGGAAACAAGGUGUGUUGUCUAAAGUUGAGGAUGACGAGUCUGAAGAGGAGCCUAUUAUUGCGACAAAGAGACAAGUACUCGUUUCGAAGACUCGUAUCAAUGAACAAGGUUAUAUGGUCACGGAGAAAUCUUAUCAGGAGGUCGAACUAACGCCGGACGAGAUCGAAAACGAGCGGAAAGCUGCGAAAAAGAAGAAACGAAAAAAUAUUGCUGUGGAAAACGCUGCCAAGGCAAAAAAGGAGGCCAAACAGCAAAGCGGGCUGCCUAGACAGCGUGACUUGCGCUCUUUCUUCUCAAAUAAGUAA
Messenger RNA from Plasmopara halstedii, 1179 nucleotides. Its product is annotated as DNA polymerase subunit Cdc27. The record is from RefSeq and is a predicted model, not a curated record. Lineage: Eukaryota; Oomycota; Peronosporomycetes; Peronosporales; Peronosporaceae. The transcript is spliced from 2 exons. The coding region runs from base 1 to 1179 and encodes 392 amino acids.